AUGUGCCCCGAUGGUGCUUCCGAUUCAGAGGUGAACUCAACAGAAAUAUCGACGGAUUCGGAGUUUGACGAUGAGCAACCGCAGCGCGUACCUCCCUCCUUCCAUCUGGAGUUUAAACCAUUAGUGGAGGUUGAUCCAACGAUAAAGCUAGUCCAAAACCGUGCGCCAUUGGCUGUACCCCGACCCGGCGACUACGUACUGAGCAAAACAGCUAGCACGGAGGGUAUUGCAUCGAAGAAGAGCUUGGAGCUGAAAAAGAAGUACCUGCUCGGUGAGGGUACGACCGGGCUAGGCAUUCUCAAGUCUGGCUCUGCAUCGGCGCUUGAUUCCAAAUUUAAAUCGUUCCACUCGAACAUCACCGAAUGUCAGAAGCUGCUCAACCCGGCGGCACAGAUAAGCCCCACUAUGCAGACGUUCCUAAAGAACAGCACGACGAACCAACCAUCCGUCGAUAAUCGAACGCUGGAAGAAGCUCCCGUGCCGGUACCAUCCCUGCCAGCUGAAUUGGUCAAUGAUACGGAGAAGGAGAACCUGUACGAAGGCAAGCGAACCGGUCCGCUCGGCAAUGUUAACAGUAGCAGUAGUGCACUGGUUGGUGCGAACAAGCGAUCAUCGCUUAUAGAAACGAUUAACACCACGCUGGUAGAGAAUAAGCUGAACGAGAUCAAAUCGAACGAAAGUUUCCCAAUGCCGGGGAAGGAGGAACUGAAAUCCGAACAACCGAGUGCCACCGAACAGCAGUCACAGUCCCAGAACACAUCCCCUGUUACGAAGGCAAAGCAUCAGCAGAUGGAAAACGAUGGCGUCGUGAUGGAAAUCAUCGAUCUUGUCACGCCUGAAAAGGUGAAGGAUUCUUCUCCGACCCAUCGGGAUAUGGCGGCGAAUGAGACAACGGGUGCCCUGGAGCACAAGUACAUAACGAACAUGAAGCACGCGUACAUCGAUCUAACGACUGAUUCACCCAACUGUGAUCGUUCGCUGGUAGAGACGACGCUCGACUUCAGCAUUGCGCCGUCGAAAAUGGGUAGUGAGCGACCCACGAAUUCAUCGGCUGUGCCGGAUAUCAUCAGUAACAUUCGGAUCGAUAGCAACGAGAACAAGAUAGAGCAGCACGCAACGAACGGUGUGGUGAAGCAGAAGCUCGCCGGUAAGGUAACACCUCCUGAGCAACCAAACCAGGAACAGGCACAGCAGCAGGGAGAGGACGGAUGUCACGAGACCACUCUGCAGGUGCCGGACGUUCCCUGGACGAAGGAGGAAGAGAUCGAAUCCGACAGUAUCUCGGAGUCGGGAUCUAACAGUAGCGAAAUCAGCAGCUCCAGUAGCACCAGCAGCAGUAGUAGCACAUCGAGUGUUGAGGAUAUUCCCCACUUCAUUCUCGAUUCUACUACCAGCCCAGAAACGCAAAACGAUGAGCGGUUCGUACCGAGGCUGGAAGUGCGUGAUGCCACCGGCGAGCUGAUGCAGAUCGAUAGCUUAAUGAUCAUUGACGGUCGUUACAUCGGUGAUCCGGAGGAUUUGAAGUUGAUGGAGAAGCUACCACCGGACACGCAGAUAGCGGCACAGAUGCUGCAAGCGGAAAUUAACCAGGACAGCAUUAAUACGAUUAUAGAAGGAUGCGCACCCCAUGCCGAUACAGAUGAUGAGGGAUGCCAAACCCGCCACCAGCCACGCGAUAAAGACGGCGAGGUGGAAACGAAAAGUGAUACAGAGGAGGGAGAAUGUGCCAGCACACCGACACCUGGUACGGCGAAGACGGAUGCGGUCGAUGAACCAAUGGUUGCGCCCCUUUCCAACUUUGUAUCACAGCGAAAUCCAUGCUUUAAGUUCGAUUCGCGAAAUGAAAACAAAAUCGAUACACUGAAGAAUAUGCCGUUCGUGCUGGAUGCAGAUCACCGCAAUUCGUUGCAGAAAUCAAUGCAUUUAAAUUUGACCCAGCACAAACCAGCGGUGGACGGUGAUACGGACACGGAACAGACACCGAUGGCGGGGGAUUUGACUGCCGCGAAAUUGAUCUCCUCUCCAACGGCAGCUGUUGGGCAAGGUUACGCGAAACCCGCGCAGGAUGCCGAUUCAGACUCUCAGGACGAUACGGAAGUUACGACACAGAACAAUCUUACCGAAACGGAACUGUCCGACUGGGCAGCGGAUGAUGCAGUGUCGGAGAACUUUGUCGAUCUCGAGUUUGCGCUCAACUCGAACAAAGGCACGAUACGCAGAAAUCACAAAUCGAAGCAUUUUCGGCUUCAGAAAAAGCUGCCCAAUAGUAAUGGGGACGGUGCGGCGUUACGAACGGUGCCGGAUCGGUACACGUCGACAAUGCCACCGCGAAAUGGUAUCACUGCCACAGAGGAUGGAAUUAUACGCAAUCUUGCACUGGAGGAUAUCGAAUUUAUGGACACCGGUUCGGAGGAAGAAAGUUGCAUCGAAACGUACUCCACCACCAAUCGAAUGAUGUUGAAGAACCGUGGCUAUAUGGAAAUAAUGGACCCGUCGGUGGAAUCCAAGCGGACGGUCUAUCCACCGCCACUAGCUCCGUUAAAUCAUACGUACGGCGCGGCACAGCCUAAGCUGGUGGAAGCUAUCAACAAUCAAAUUGCCGGUCGACAGAUGGACUACAUCGAGCAGGGUUCGUAUCUGCUCGCUAAUGAUGAUGCCAAAACACCGAUGAAUGAGGAACCUGUCGGGAAGAUAACAUUUUCCGCCCUGGCUGCAGCUGCUAGUCAAUCGCUGAAGCUGGGCGAACCGGCUUGUUCCGUUGAGAGUGCGCAUGACAUCGAGGAGGAUAGCUUACUGUUGGUUAGCUCCUCACAAGGUACGGCUACCGCUACGACAACGAAUAGUGCCGCAACAAACGAAGAGAGCGAUGCAGUAACGAUGGUAGCAGCACCCAGUACAGCUGGACACGAUACGGAGAUACACCCGAAUGUACCCCCGACUGGUGCUGGUAGCAGCGGACGAGGUAGUGCUGCUUCGUUUAGUUCUUCGCUACAACACGCUGGGAUUAAUAGCAACGGUCAUAACGAACCAGAACUUACGCACAAAUCAAACUCACGCUCGCGAGAUGAAAGUCCUGUAAGGAAAAUAUCGGUAGAGUCUUUGUCCGGCAAGCGCAGCAGUCUGGAGCGCAAAGACGUUCGGAAAGAUUCGCUCAAAAGCAUCGAAGACAUUGGGUACGAGAAGUACGUGAAACGAUUGCAGCAAAAGAUCCAACAAAUCAGCAAUGCGCGCGAUUCGCUGGAAGUGAAGAAGAACAAGCGAAAGUCUUCCAAAGGCGAGAUGGUGCUAACGCUGUCGGAAGCUGAUAAGGAAACGGAAGAGCAAGAACUGGACUAUGCGAGGUCAUCCAACAAGCAGGGUGAGAGUUCUCCGGGCCAGACGGAGUAUUUACCCUCAAGCUUUACGCCCGAAAAUCUGAAGAUGAAUGUGUCCUCCGUCGAACCGGAACCACCGAAAAGUGUGGAGAAGAAAAUUGAAGAGAUCACUAAGGAGCGUGUUAAGCAGAAGGAUCUCAUACAUGAUCUAGUCAUGGACAAGCUGCAAACGAAGAAGCAGCUGAAUGCGGAAAAACGUCUCAACCGUAGCCGUAACCGUAGUAACGUUCUAGUCGGUCAGAUCACAUCGUCUAGCAAUAGCAAUGGUGCUGGUGCAACGGUGGACACUGUGGUCGAUUCACCAACCGCAACCACCGGUGAUGUGCGUGAACUUUCCACACACAUUAGUUUCCGAUCGGGCGUUGCCGGUUCGCUGAAGGAGAUGGAACGAACUCCACUUGCCAUUAGUAACCAGACGAACGUGUACGGUGGGGCAGUGUCGAUGCGCGCUCUACCACCGUCCGUUGUGCCGGGCAUCAAAUCCAGUACAUCCAGUGCCUGCGACGCGUUGAAGGAAAAUAUUGGCUUCGCGAAUGGUAAAUCUCAGGACCACGGUAGCAUUCUGACAUCCGCAUACCAACAGCAGCUGAUAACGCCCCGUACUGGUGCGAACCUUGUCGAUCCGGAACAACCGAUGACUACGGAACAGCUGCGGGAGGAAGCACGGUCGCGGGCACGUCUAAAAUCUAACCAAGAUUUGGGUCUGUCGCCCGAAGACCGACUACUAUUACUGCGCAAAAAGUAUCACAUCACGAUGCGCGGUCUCACGGACGACGACGAUGCCGAUGCGGAUCCGAACAAAUCGGACGACGCCAAAUGCAAGGAUCAGCAGCGUACGAAGCUGAUCACGUCCAAAAGUGUUAACGAUGUGUCGAUGCUGAAGCAACAUCAACCGAGUGUUGCACCGCAUCGGCACCAACUUCAUCAUUACUAUCUUCAGCCGGGUUUGCUUGUAACGAGCACCGUUGCAAAGGCAGAUCCGUCUAUCCCCGCCGGGGAACUUCAGCAUAGUCCGCCCAAGCAGCUCAAUGAUUACAUCUCCGAUCCAAACCUGGUCCACAGCGGUACUAUUGAGCAGGAUACUGGUAGCGAGGUGCGUUUGCGUACACGCGGCAAGCGCAAGGAUCGGGAACGGCGCAAAAGCAUUAUCGAGAAGGUGUCGGAAUUUUUCAACGGUCGCAAAAAGGCGGAAGGUAGCAAGGAAACCUCACCAACCAAGGACCGACCCAACCUGCUUAGUGCUAACGGUGGUCCGUCCGAUCCCGGAACAGCGAGCACCUCCAGCACCGGCGGUGGAGGAUUUUUGCGGUUUAAAAUUUCACCAAAGCUUAAGGACAAAUCAAAGACGAAAGAAAGCUCACCGUACGGAAGGUGUGCUUCCGAUGACUGCCUCAAUAGCAACGGGUCGAACGGUUUGCCAACGAUGGCCGUCUCACCCGUUACACCUGGAGCGGCUGACAUCAACCACCACAACAGCUACACACCGAUUGGACGUAAGGAAGCGGAAGAACUGGAACCACCGCCGAUUCCACCGCUGCCGUUAAACUAUGAGCGCUCUGACGAUGAAGCGGGUGCCGCCAACGAAUCGAAAAACGAGUUGAAAAAAAUACGUGCAAUGUCAAAAACAUCGAGACAAGCGGAAUUGAAAAGACUGAGAAUUGCUCAAGAGAUACAACGAGAACAGGAAGAAAUAGAUGUAAAGAUCAAAGAUCUGGAAACGCGCGGCGUCGAAAUCGAGAAGGAGCUUCGGGGUGAGAGUGAAACUCUCAAGAAAACCGCCACCAAUUCGGGUGCUAACGACGACGGACUGGUGAAGGAAUGGUUGGAAAUCAUGAGCAGUAUCACGCGGCUGAAGGUGCGGGACGAUGAACUUAGCAUACGGCAGCAGGAGCUGCAGCUCGAACAUCGGCACGCGCAACUAAAGGAAGAGCUCAACAUGCGGUUGUCAUACGGCAAGCUAGAUAAGAACUCUUCUGACGUUGCUGCCGAAGGAGCCAUCCUGAACGAAAUGCUUGAAAUCGUUGCCAAGCGGCAAGCGCUGAGGCCAUCACCGGACACCAAGGCGACGGCUGCUGCCGUCGCAGCGGUCGCGUCCGGUGCCAGCUUAUCCAAACCCAACCCAACCUUCACUGCUAGGAUGCCUAAAGAUACAGAUAUAUAA
Messenger RNA from Anopheles marshallii, 5535 nucleotides. Its product is annotated as F-actin-monooxygenase Mical-like. Lineage: Eukaryota; Metazoa; Arthropoda; Insecta; Diptera; Culicidae. The record is from RefSeq and is a predicted model, not a curated record. Bases 1 to 5535 code for a protein of 1844 amino acids. The transcript is spliced from 8 exons.